UCUCCAGCAAAGACUACACAGACAAACACAAGUCAACCAAAUACCACAACAAAUAUGGGCGGAAAAGUCACCCCCGUCGACUCUGUCGAGAAGUUCCACGAGAUCAUUAAGAAGGACAAGGUGACCGUGUUCGACUUCUGGGCGACGUGGUGCGGCCCGUGCAAGGUCAUCUCCCCCAUCUUCGAGAAGCUCUCCGAAGAGUACGGCGACGUCGAAUUCUACAAGGUCGACGUCGACGAGCAGCCCGAUAUCGCCCAGGAGGUCGGCGUCCGCGCUAUGCCCACCUUCAUCGCCUUCAAGAACGGCAACAAGCUCAACGACUUGGUGGGCGCCAACCCGAGCGGACUGACGACCUUCAUCAAGUCGGCCUCAGCCGCAUGAGCGAUAUGCCUGUAUCAUUAUUCUUCUCGAUCGUGUAGGGGACUCGAAGAUGUACCGAAGUAACAAAUUAAAUCUGUAAUAUGAGCCAUGGCGUCGAGUGCAUCCUGUCAACGAUCGCGUAUGAAGUGAACACACAAUCCCUUGAGCCGAUACUG
Gloeophyllum trabeum ATCC 11539 is the source of this 536-nucleotide messenger RNA. Its product is annotated as thioredoxin. Lineage: Eukaryota; Fungi; Basidiomycota; Agaricomycetes; Gloeophyllales; Gloeophyllaceae. Gene Ontology annotation, molecular function: protein-disulfide reductase activity. Bases 55 to 381 code for a protein of 108 amino acids. The record is from RefSeq and is a predicted model, not a curated record. The transcript is spliced from 4 exons.